Molecule: messenger RNA, 1374 nt
Organism: Quercus robur (English oak)
Lineage: Eukaryota; Viridiplantae; Streptophyta; Magnoliopsida; Fagales; Fagaceae
Product: probable uridine nucleosidase 2
Exons: 9
Coding region: 120-1085 (321 amino acids)
Biological process (GO): purine nucleoside catabolic process
Cellular component (GO): cytosol
Molecular function (GO): purine nucleosidase activity
Source: RefSeq, a predicted model, not a curated record
CCCAUGCACUCCAUAAUAUUUUAAUAAAUCACCAUCAAUCCUUGUGAAUACUCAAUACCAUUAUUAAUAACAACCUAUCAAUCAAUUUGUGUACUAGUUCUAUUUAAUUCUCAGACGCCAUGGCAGCUCAGCCAAAGAAGAUCAUCAUUGAUACUGACCCUGGUAUUGAUGAUGCCAUGGCAAUUUUUGUGGCAUUACAGUCACCGGAGGUGGAGGUGAUUGGACUUACGACUAUAUAUGGGAAUGUUUAUACAACCCUGGCCACAACAAAUGCGUUGCAUUUGCUUGAAGUUGCAGGAAGGACUGAUAUCCCAGUGGCUGAAGGAUCUCAUGUCUCAAUCACUAAUAACAAAAAACUGCGCAUUGCUGAUUUCGUCCAUGGUAAAGAUGGACUUGGCAACCAAAAUUUCCCUCCACCAAAAGGAAAGCCAAUUGAACAGUCAGCAGCUAAAUUUCUCAUUGAGCAAGCAAAACUUUAUCCAGGAAAAGUCACGGUUGUGGCACUAGGCCCACUUACAAAUAUUGCACUGGCUAUCCAACAAGAUCCUGCAUUUUCAAAGAACAUUGGGCAGAUUGUUCUUCUUGGUGGUGCUUUUUUGGUAAAUGGGAAUGUGAAUCCUGCAUCAGAAGCCAAUAUUUUUGGUGAUCCAGAUGCUGCAGAUAUUGUAUUCACAAGUGGAGCAGAUGUAGUGGCUGUGGGCAUAAAUGUUACUCAUCAAGUUGUCUUCACAGAUGCUGAUAGAGAGAAGUUGUCAAGGUCAGAUGGAAAAUUUGCUCAGUACUUGUGCAAAAUCUUAGAUGUGUAUUUUUCAUAUCACCACGAUGCAUACAACAUUAAAGGAGUUUAUCUUCAUGAUCCAGCAACCAUUCUUGCAGCUGUUGAUCCUUCACUUAUGACUUACACAGAGGGUGUGGUUAGAGUCCAGACAAGUGGCAUCACUAAAGGACUAACAAUAUUAUACAACAAACAGAAGAGGUUUGGUGAAGUCACUGAAUGGACUGAUAAACCCACAGUGAAGGUUGCAGUCACUGCUGAUGCUCCCGCUCUAGUCAAAUUGGUCAUGGAACGCCUUAUGGACUCCUGAAGUUGUGGUUAGAAUUAGCGGUUCUCAAAGAUGUUCAUAGCUGUUGUGAUGCAAAUACUAGCCUAUGAUUUCAAUUCAGAUAUAUCCUACAUAACAAUGGUCGAGCACUUGAUGUUUUUCUGUUAUUGUACUUCGUAUAGGGGAAUCUGAUUUGGUCACUGCCUCAGUCUUGAUGCUGUAUGGUACUACAGAAUUAACAAGAUUGUAAUUUUCUUUUUCUUGAAUAAAUAAACUCCUUCUGGUGUAACUAGUAACAACUAUUGAAAUCCAAUAAAUAUUUUCUGGGAAA